This is a messenger RNA of Fraxinus pennsylvanica, 783 nucleotides long. NCBI's taxonomy places the organism in Eukaryota, Viridiplantae, Streptophyta, Magnoliopsida, Lamiales, Oleaceae. The record is from the annotation of a GenBank genome assembly.
AUGCAAAAAAUCAAAACAAUUGUUGACGACCUUGCCUUGAUUGGGCACCCCCUAAGUGACGCUGAGAUCGUCGUUCACACCCUCCAUGGCCUCAGUAAUGACUAUAAAGAACUGAAUGCAGCCAUACGUACAAGAGAAACAGCUAUGACAUUCGAAGAGCUUCACGAUAAACUUCUAGAUCACGAGACUUUUCUAAAACGAGGAGAAGGGAAGAGAGUGACAACACCAAUCACUGCCCAGUACAACCAUCAUCGCUCCAACAACAAUAAAAACAGGUCUGGUUCUGGAAAUCAUCAAAACAAUAGAAUGGGAAACAACAAUUAUGGCAACAGGUCAAUAUCAGGCAACCCACAGACCAACUCAGGAAAUCAAGGUUUUCAUAACCCCUCCUCCUCCCCCUCCAACAGCAACUUUUCCUAUAAUACAAUGGGCAAUUUUACUCCAGCAAGUCACUCCCAACAUCAACCAUGGCGACCAAACAACAACCAUGGACAACCUAAGCCAAUAUGCCAACUCUGUGACAAAAUUGGGCAUACGGCAAAGGUUUGUCGGUCUCGAGCAAGGCCACACCACAAUCCUAAUUGGCCUCAGGCGAAUCUCUUGACCACAGAUCACCAAUCCAACAACAACAAUUGGCUGGUUGACUCCGGUGCAUCACACCACAUUACCUCUGACUUGCAAAAUCUCUCUGUUCACUCUGAUUACAAUGGGAAUGAAGACAUAAUGGUUGGCGACGGUAACGGACUUGAGUACGGGGGCAUCCUUGGUGCGAGGCCAGAAUAA